AUGGCUGAAGAAAAGACCCAUUUCUCUUUCUCCCAGGAGGAAGAAAAGGUUCUUUCUUUCUGGAAUGAAAUCGAUGCGUUCCACACUUCUUUGGAAUUGACCAAGGACAAGCCAGAGUUUUCCUUCUUUGAUGGUCCCCCAUUCGCUACUGGGACCCCCCAUUAUGGUCACAUUCUGGCAUCUACCAUCAAGGAUAUUGUGCCAAGAUACGCCACCAUGACAGGCCACCACGUCGAGAGAAGGUUUGGUUGGGACACUCACGGUGUCCCCAUUGAACAUAUCAUUGACAAGAAAUUGGGGAUCAGAGGCAAGGACGACGUCUUCAAGUACGGUUUGGAAAAUUACAACAAUGAAUGUAGAUCCAUCGUCAUGACUUACGCGGCUGACUGGAGGAAAACAAUUGGCCGUCUGGGUCGUUGGAUCGAUUUCGACAACGACUACAAGACCAUGUACCCAUCCUUCAUGGAGUCCGUUUGGUGGGCGUUCAAGGAACUGCACAGCAAGGGCCAGGUGUAUCGUGGUUACAGAGUCAUGCCUUACUCCACAGGGUUGACCACUCCAUUGAGUAACUUCGAGGCUCAACAAAACUACAAAGACGUCAACGACCCAGCUGUCACCAUUGGUUUCAAAGUAGUCGGCCAGCCAAACACUUUCUUGGUUGCCUGGACCACCACCCCAUGGACCCUUCCAUCUAACUUGUCUCUUUGUGUCAACCCUGAGUUCGAAUACGUCAAGAUCUACGAUGAAAACAAGGACGCCUACUACAUUUUGUUAGAAUCUUUGAUCAACACUUUGUACAAGAAACCAAAGAGUGAAAAGUACAAGGUCGUCGAAAAGAUCCCAGCAAAGGAUUUGGAAGGUCUAAAAUACGAACCUUUAUUCCCAUACUUUGCCGAGAAAUUCAAGGACACAGCCUUCAGAGUUAUAUCCAGCUCUUACGUCACAAACGAUUCCGGUACCGGUAUUGUUCACAAUGCCCCAGCCUUUGGUGAAGAGGAUUACCAGGCCUGUUUAGCAGCCGGUAUUGUGAACGAGGGCUCCACCUUCCCUAACCCUGUUGACGACUUAGGUAACUUUACCCCAGAAGUUACCGAUUUUGCCGGUAUGUAUGUUAAAGAUGCCGACAAGCAUAUCAUUAAGCAUUUGACGGAAUCUGGCAACAUGCUGCUUACUUCCCAAAUUCGCCAUUCUUACCCAUUUUGUUGGAGAUCCGAUACCCCAUUGCUGUACAGAACUGUUCCAGCUUGGUUUAUCCGUGUCAAGGAGAUUGUUCCAAGACUAUUGGAAUCCGUCAUGGACUCUCACUGGGUUCCAUCGACCAUUAAGGAGAAAAGAUUCGCUAAUUGGAUUGCCAAUGCCCGUGACUGGAACGUAUCCAGAAACAGAUACUGGGGUACUCCAAUUCCAUUGUGGGUUUCCGAUGAUUAUGAAGAGGUUGUCUGUAUUGGCUCCGUUGAGGAGCUGGAAAGACUAUCUGGUGUUUCUGGCAUCAAGGACUUGCAUCGUGACUCCAUUGACGGAUUGACCAUUCCAUCCCAACAAGGGAAGGGCCAAUUGAAGAGAGUCGAAGAGGUCUUCGACUGUUGGUUCGAAUCUGGUUCUAUGCCAUACGCUUCUCAGCACUACCCAUUUGAAAACAAGGAGAAAUUUGCUCAAAGAGUGCCAGCAAACUUUAUCUCUGAAGGGCUAGACCAGACGAGAGGCUGGUUUUACACUCUGAGUGUUUUGGGUACUCACUUGUUUGGUGAGGUUCCUUACAAGAACGUCAUUGUCUCCGGUAUUGUUUUGGCUGCUGAUGGGAGAAAGAUGUCCAAGUCUUUGAAGAACUACCCAGAUCCAAACAUUGUGCUGGAAAAGUACGGUGCUGAUGCGCUAAGACUAUAUUUAAUCAACUCUCCAGUGUUGAAGGCUGAAAGUUUGAAGUUCAAAGAGGAAGGUGUGAAGGAAGUUGUCUCUAAAGUUUUGCUUCCAUGGUGGAACUCCUUCAAAUUCUUGGACGGGCAGAUUGCUCUGCUAAAGAAAACUUCUGACGUGGACUUCAAGUACGACCCUAACGUUGUCAGCGACAAUGUUAUGGACAGGUGGAUUUUGGCGUCUAUGCAAUCUCUUGUUCAGUUUAUCCACAAAGAGAUGUCCAGUUACAAACUGUACACUGUUGUUCCAAAACUGUUGCAUUUCAUCGACGAGCUCACCAACUGGUACAUUAGAUUUAACCGUCGUCGUUUGAAGGGUGAGAGUGGUGUCGAGGACUGUUUGAAGGCUUUGAACUCCCUGUUUGAAGCCUUGUUUACAUUUGUACGCGCCAUGGCUCCAUUCACGCCAUUUUUGGCUGACGGUAUCUACUUACGAUUGAAGGAGUACAUCCCUCAUGAAGUCCUGGCCCAGUUCAGCAAAGAUAGCAGAUCUGUCCACUUCCUAUCAUACCCUGUAGUGAGACAAGAGUUCUUUGAUGAGGCUAUUGAAACUGCGGUAGCCAGGAUGCAAUCUGUCAUUGAGUUGGGUAGAAAUAUCCGUGAGAAGAAAACCAUUUCUUUGAAGACUCCGUUGAAGACGUUAGUCAUAUUGCACAGCGACAAGUCUUUCUUGAAGGACGUUGAAGCUUUGAAGGGCUACAUCGUUGAAGAACUAAACGUCCGCGACGUUAUUAUUACGGACGACGAAGCCAAAUACAACGUCGAAUACAAAGCCGUGGCCGAUUGGCCAGUUCUUGGGAAAAAAUUGAAGAAGGACGCCAAGAAGGUCAAGGAUGCCCUACCAUCGGUCAGUUCGGACGAUGUCCGCAUGUACUUAAAGACUGGCCAACUGGAAGUCGCAGGGAUCCAACUGGUUAAGGGGGACCUGAAUGCCAUCAGAGGUCUACCAGAGUCUGCAGCGGAAGAGGGUCACGAGACGAGAACAGACCAAGAUGUGCUAAUUAUUUUGGACACAAACAUGUACCCUGAAUUGAAGACCGAGGGUCUGGCCAGAGAGUUGGUGAACAGAAUCCAGAAAUUGAGAAAGAAGUGCGGCCUUGAAGCUACAGAUGACGUCCUUGUCCAGUACGACGUUGUCAAGGACACCAUCAACCUCGACGACAUUGUCAAGGAGCACAGUACGAUGCUGAACAAAAUUUGCAGAUCUGAUAUUUGCAAAUUUGACAAUGCCAGGAGCGACGCCAUUGCCGAUGAGGAGCAAUCCAUCAACGACACAGUCUUCAAACUAAAGAUCUUUAAAUUAUAG
Huiozyma naganishii CBS 8797 is the source of this 3219-nucleotide messenger RNA. RefSeq names its product isoleucine--tRNA ligase ILS1 (gene ILS1). The record is from RefSeq and is a predicted model, not a curated record. Gene Ontology annotation, biological process: isoleucyl-tRNA aminoacylation. Gene Ontology annotation, molecular function: ATP binding; isoleucine-tRNA ligase activity; tRNA binding. Bases 1 to 3219 code for a protein of 1072 amino acids. Lineage: Eukaryota; Fungi; Ascomycota; Saccharomycetes; Saccharomycetales; Saccharomycetaceae. The transcript has a single exon.